Molecule: messenger RNA, 3426 nt
Organism: Acanthaster planci (crown-of-thorns starfish)
Lineage: Eukaryota; Metazoa; Echinodermata; Asteroidea; Valvatida; Acanthasteridae
Product: thyrotropin-releasing hormone receptor-like
Biological process (GO): G protein-coupled receptor signaling pathway
Cellular component (GO): plasma membrane
Molecular function (GO): G protein-coupled receptor activity
Source: RefSeq, a predicted model, not a curated record
GUGCGCGCCACGUGAAUGGAGCUUGCUGUUACAAAGAUCUGCAUGGGUGCCAAUCACAAAAUCCAAUGCCAGUUCAUGGCGACGGUAUGAUGACACCUCACAAGUUGCGGGAGAGCUCAGACGCUUGGAUGAUCUUGGCGAGGGGCCACGCACAUUGCCUGCUGUCUGAAGACUUGUUGAAAAAGUGACGGGGCAUGUGAUACUGAGUGGUAUCAUGUUGUGAACCAACAGCACAUUUGCUCAGCGUGAUACAGACAUUGGUAUUUCCAUAGUGCAAGGAAUCCCAGCGCACUUUUCGUUUCAUUUCCUGUUUAUCCUUCUGAACUAUUACUUUCGUUACCAAAUUAUAGAUGAAGUGUUCGACUGUCUAGGUACACCAGUAACAAACUUGAUUACGUUGAUCAUCAUGGACUUCUUUACGAGGCAUUGUCCAUUGUCUGAUUAGCCAGCGAAUUAACGUCGCGUGAGCUGAAGGGAUUUGCAGAGCAGAGUCCUUCCUUUGAGUCCACCAACUGGCUCGAAUCGAGUAAGCAGUACAACAGCACGCAGUACGCACACCAUACAAUCUAGGGCAUGGAUCCUACAAUGAACAUGACGUCAUUAGGCAUUCACCCGACAGACGGGCUGCAAGAUGCAAAUUUGAGAUACCAGACUGAACUACCAGUUAAUGACACGGGACAAGAAAAUUAUUACGACCACGACGCAUGGUUUCGAUAUUACCUGGAAAAGUAUCUGACUAUUUCCUGCUACGCCAUAGCGAUGGCAAUUGGUACCAUAGGCAACGUCAUAGUUGUCUACACCAUUUGGAGGUGUCGUCAUCUUCACACGGUCAUGUAUACUUUGCUAGGAAGCCUCUGUGUGGCUGAUCUUAUUAUGUUGGUUCUAGUACUGCCAUGGAAACUCAACGUUUUGUUCGUACACGGACAUUUUCCCUAUGGGGAUUUCAUGUGCCGUGCCCCAGUCUAUUUGCACCUGCUGUCCGCUGUCAGCUCAGUUUUCCACCUUACAGCCAUCAGCUUGGAGCGAUGCUAUGCCGUUAAGUUCCCUUUGAAGUCUCGUACCGUGCUGACAAUAGGAAACGCCUACAAGAUUGUGGUCUUUGUAUGGACGACCUCAAUACUGUCUAGUAUUCCCGCUAUCUUUUCCGUGGGCACCAAGAAUUUUGUUGACGCAAUUGGGCCUUAUGUGGUCUGUGACAGGUUAUGGACUGAUGUACCACUCCAGGUUUACGCGCUCUACCAGUUUUUCCUGGUACUCGCCUGUCCAAUGAUUCUGAUAACAGGGGCCUAUGCCUUCAUUAUGCAUACGCUAUGCACCCGCCAGGUACCAAGCGAGAGCACCAAAUCUAGUGCAAUGGCCAUGAGCCAUUCACGCAAGUACCAGGCUGGCACUACGCACAACGGACACACCAAGACUGGCUCGGUGCAUGUGGUGAAUGGAACGCAGAAACUGAAUCAUAAAUCAGCUAAGAGUAAGGAGGCAGAAAUCAGACAGAUGACCAUAAUGCUUGUAGUGGUGAUCGUCGUCUUUGCAGUCUGCUGGGGUCCCACUGUGACAUUUGCUGUCCUCAAAAGAUUUGAUGUAAUUGAUACCACACUCAGCGACCCUUUGAGGCUGACAGACAAGAUCUUCAAUUUAAUGAGUUUCUUGAACAGCGCCAUGAAUCCACUCAUCUACGCCUUGGUAUCGGCCAGUUUUCGCCAUAGUUGUCGUUGGGCCUUAAAGGUUUGCUUUAAGUCUCCUUCUGUGCGGCGGAGGCCAAGCAACAUGUCACGAGCAACGACUGUCAGCCGUUUUGGUAUGAGCCAAGGAGGUGGCUCAACUGUCGUUGAUAGUGUCAGUGGGUCAUCCGUGUGCGCUACAGAAAGAGUUUAAACUAUUGUAAAGAUGGAAGGGAAAAAGGCAAUUUAGCAGAUUCCGACACGAUCUACUGAUAGGUCUUGGAAUAUUAUCAUUUCAGUUAAUAUAGAAUUGGGAGUUGUACAAACUGAUACAUGUAGUGCGUAUGAAAGUCAAAUAUAUCGCCAACAACCAUGAACUCUGCAGACCUAUAUUGAGUUUGAAACUUAAUGACACAAAGAAGUGAGAGACAAAAGGAAAAUGUCUGGAGGUUUUUGUUUGAAACAUGAAUGAAAGAGUGAGACGACUUGCAAAAACAACUAAGUUAAUGUUAGGACCUUUUUAGAGUGUCUGCUUUGAAUAACCGGAAACAAAGUACUACAGUAAGAGCCAUGGGCUUUUGUGAAGCAUUGCACGACUGACUUAGAAUGUGUAAAAGAAAAACCCUAUCGUAGAUCAGAUUUCCAUCAAUCAGGUUUAACAGUAAUGAGAGCGCACCGAUGAAUGUGUGAUCUAUCAAAUUUUGUUUAUGCCUGAAAUAAUAAUGAGGAAUAUUAUAUGUGAAUCGUAGUACUCGGCAUGCAUGCCGAAAUAACUCUUUCUUGUGUCUGAUUUCUGCAAAAUUUCAGCUUCGUAGAGUUAACGUCGUUGAGUUAGAAUAACUGUUCUUCAGGCUUGGACUGCUCUUCAUACUCACCUGUAAAAAGACUUGUAUGAACUCUAUGAUUUCUUGACAAUUACACCGUGGCUAGAGGUGUGAAAAAGGGAGGUUCAUCUGAUCAAAAACUAGGCAAACUGCGUCACCAAGCACGGUACGCACGUGCAUUUAGUGACGGAAAUAGUCAUUUGCAACCAAAAUUGAUCACUUGCUGAUAUCAAUCGAAAUUAGCGAAAACAAAUUGUGGCAAAGUGUUUAGCUUCGGUCCAAAUGAAGUCAAGGUCGUUCUGUAUGACGCAAUUACUUCAUUCAACUGGAAAAACAGCAGCAAUCCUUUUUCAUUUUAAUUUUAUUAGUCAGGAAGCAGGCCAGUUCCAGCAGGGCACGCGCGCGCGAGCUUGUCAAAUGAACAGCGACCGUGAACACAGUCGAUGUUUGCUUCGCGAACCAGCAGGUUAUUUCCUCUUGACCCGAUCAACACCCGUCGUAAAAGGGCACUGUACAAAGUGACCACUUAUCUUUCUAUUUCUUUGGUAUGCAGAAUAAAACUAUCCAGGACUCAAAUGGGUGCUUAGUAAACGUGUGAAUUGUGCAUUUCUAUGAGCCUAAAAUGCCGAACUCAAAAGUAACCAAUGUUAUUUUGUAAAUGAAUUGAGUUCGAAAAGUACGUUCAGAGGACGACAGGAGGUAAGUAAUGGAUUUUGUGGGGGGUUUUUGUGACGGACGUCUUACUAGAGACUUCCUUUAUGGAAAUAAAAAACUUGGAAGAAGUUUCUAACCGUAAUGGUAACAAGGCACACCGAGAAUCUGUAAGAUUUAUGUAGGUAUAUCGUGCGACAUAAAGGAACAAGGCAAGGAAUUUUCUUUUUUGUGUAUCUCUGUACUCUUAUUCCAUGUAUGAAGACUGUUUGACAUCUUUUUUUAAGGUA